This is a messenger RNA of Balaenoptera acutorostrata (minke whale), 5574 nucleotides long. RefSeq lists its product as uncharacterized. NCBI's taxonomy places the organism in Eukaryota, Metazoa, Chordata, Mammalia, Artiodactyla, Balaenopteridae. Bases 92 to 2161 code for a protein of 689 amino acids. The transcript has 12 exons. The record is from RefSeq and is a predicted model, not a curated record.
UUUUGGGGCACCACUUCUUCAGAAUUAAGGAAAUCAGACACAAGUGCACACGAUUUUCGGAGCCAGAGGAGGUGGCCUUGAGCAGUAGCCCAUGCUGCCCUCCGCGGGUUACUUUUGCCAUUUUCCAUGCCCUUUUGACAGCCCCGGGGGUCGGUGCCAGCGUUUGUGCUGCCACUUCAGGCACCGGGAAAUGCGGUGGGAACUGAGUGAGGCAGCUCGUUGCAGCAGCUUGGAGGUGCUCGGAGUGCGGCGGAGCCAUGUUGAAUCCAUGGGCACGACUACGGAAGAAUUGGAAAGAAUUAACAAAGAAAUCGAGUCAGUCAAGGCUGAGGUUGCAGAAAAGCGGAAGAGGCUCUCCAGGUUUACUUUAGCACUUGAAGAGCUAUCGCAAAGCCCCGUGGCCUCCUUGAGCGACACAAAUGUGAGACAAGGUUUUCCUGAAAAUAGCCUGCUCCCAAAAGAACAGUGGAAUGAACCGUCAAAGAGCAAAGAGAGUCAGCCUAGAAAGUACGUGAUGGACCACCGAUGUCCAGCAACUGACCUUGAAUAUGAUCCCUUGCUCAAUUAUUCUGCAGGGCUGCUUGGGGCAUCUAAAGCAAAGCAGGGUGAGACUGACAGGCAGCACUUCUGGAAAAAAUCUGUGGGUGGAAAUUGCCACAAGUCCCUGGAGAGCCAAAGACCUUAUGUUUCACCAAUACGAAUUAAAAUAAAUCUUCAAGAUUCUGAUGAAGAUGACCUUGUAAUGGAUGUACCUCCAAUCAUUCCUACUUCUAAGAAAUCUAAACCAUUUAGAGGCUUUAAAUAUCAGAAUAUGGAUGAAAAGAUACAAGUAUUGCCCCCGGAGGACAGAAAUCUUCAGAUCACUGGUAUAGAAGAGGAAAAGAUAGAUGAAACCCAACUAACCACACAAACAGAUGAUGAAAGUAGCAAGUUAGAACCACCAAAAUCACACAUGAAAACCUCACUAGAUACUAAAACUAACAUAAACUUGUGUGGUGUUAAAAACCACAUUUCUAAGAUGGAAAGCUUCGAUGGUGAGGAAAAGCAUGUCUGUAUUUCAGGAGAAAGUAUAACUUGUGCACCUCUCAGUGACAAAGAAAUACAGAAGGAAAGUCAUAAUGAAAGUUACCCAAAGAGCAGAAGACAUGUAAAAACAAUUGAUGAUACUCAAAAAGAAGAAACUGAAUGGCGAUAUUCACCAAGCCAACUCCAGUUCUCUUAUUCAGACGAUCAUGUGAAAGACAAAGUUCUGAGAGUACAAGACGACAGUCAAGACUUCACUACUUUUGAAGACAACAGAUUAGUUGAAUUUGAUUUUGAUAAGGAAUGUACUGAAGAUGACACUCCCUCUGACUCUGAUGACACUGUGAAGGAAUGUCUUCGAAUUUUCAAUAAGUUCACACGAAGCAAAGCUCAUAAGGGAGAGACUGCUAAGCAGCCUUCAGGAAAGCAAAUGGAAUUAGAUAUGCAAUAUUACCAAAACAUUUCUGGACCAAAAAGGAGAAUUGCACACACUGCCAAGUUGGAUGUUCCAACCAGUAAAGAGAUCACUAGCCCAUUCAGGGGACCAGUCCCAUUAAUUAGUCACACUGGAAUCCUUCAGGCCCAGCAACAGGCAGUGCAGAUAAUGGCUGCCAUUAAGGGUGGGCAGGCUUUUGUUGCUGACACUUCAGAACAGAAAAAAAAUACAUUUGCAUGUCCAUCCUCUCAGACCCAAAGGAAAGCCUCAGGAGAAAAUUCAUGUACAUCAGACAGCCUUCAUGUGGAUGUAGCUCUUUCAAAGGAAAAUCCAACUGCAAAGCCAAACAGAUCACACAUUCCUGUGAAAAGUAUUGCUUCUUUUCCUGUAAAGGCUAAAAUAGAAGAAAAGGCCGUUUAUGAAUGCUGUAGCAGUCAAAAUAUGUAUGUGAACAUAGCAAGAAAUACUCUGAAGAAGCUGAGAGACCAAGCUUCUAGGAAGAUGUGCUGUCGAUGUGGGAAGAUCUAUGGCGUGACUCCUGCAGGCAAACACAGCAGCAGAGAGGAAUGUCACUACCACUUUGGCCGACUGUUCUUGGUGGCUCAGAAAGGCGGUACAGCUGUUGUGAAGGUGUCCUUGGAUCCCCUGGGUGUCAGGUCGCCAAGUGCUAUACAGCCAAAGGUUUGGAACUUACUCAAGUGACAGUGGUUGAUCCCAGCCUCCAGGUGGUCUAUGAUACAUUUGUGAAACCAGAUGAAGAAGUCAUUGACUAUAACACUAGGUUUUCUGGUGUGGUUGAAGAUGACUUGAAGGACACGAAAACCUCAAUCCGUGAUGUGCACGCCACCUUGUUGAACCUGUUCAGUGCUGACACUGUACUAAUUGGACAUAGCUUUGAACAUAGUCUCUAUGCACUUAAGGUAAUUCAUACCUCAGUUGUGGACACAACAGUUAUGUUUCCUCAUCGGCUAGGCUUGCCUCACAAAAGACCCCUUAAAAGUCUAGUGGCCGACUACCUACGGAGAAUCAUUCAGGAUGAUGGUAAGAGCCUGCUUGUUCGUGAUAAAUAUCGGGAUCCUAAGUCUGACUUGAGUAAAUCAUGAGGUUCAUGGUAAAGGUCUACUGUUUGAAAUGCUUCCCUCUGGGUUCUCUUCUUGGGUAGAGAAUCCUAAAGCUUCUGCUUAAGUAAAAAGUGUUCCAUGCUCACUGCCUGGUAUAGUCCUAGAUGUUCCACAGGCAUCAAAACAGCAAUUCAACUGAGACUGGUGACCACAUCAUGGUUCAGCAAGUUGCCUGACCUUGGAAUUCAUGCAUAAAACUUUUGUUGGUGUAGAGAUCUAAUUCCAUUCUAAAUUUUACUGUGUACCUCCUUUCAGAUGUGAUUUUCGUUAAGCCUAAAGAGAUUCUAAAAUUGAUUGGGUCCAAGUUAUCUCACCCAGGGUAAAUAGUGUGUGUUGCGUAAGAAGAAGUAUAGCUCAAAUUCAAUAGAUUCAUGCGUGCACUUGCUCUGUAGUGGAUUGGUACAGAGGUUUUGCUGUCAGAACUUCUUUUCUUUUUGGUUUUUCUGAUGAAAAAUACCCAACAUUAAACAAGUUAAUCAAAUACAACAAGUACACCCACCAACUAUCCUGUUAGUGGCAUUGUGAUAUGCACGAGAUACGUGUCUGGCUUGGAAUGGAGGUUAGUUACUCUGUACAUUUCAUGUAUACCUAUAUAGGCCCCACUUUUGCACAAGAGGGAGAAGAAAGUUAAUUUUGAGUAUGUUAAAAUUAUGUUAUAAUGCUGUAUGUUUCUACAGAUGCUCCUCUGAUCAUGUCAUUUAUUGUACAAAAUACAGAUUUUACUUUAUGGUCUUUACUCUUUCAUUCUCUGUCUAUUAGACACUAACCAAUACCAUCUUGCAGAGAAUCUUUAAUUUACAUUAUCUGCUUUGUUAAAAAUAUUCGUAUCUCCAAUUCCCAGAAAAUGCUCUUAUAAAAUUUGUAAUGUGUUCUACUGAAAACAAUCUGCAACCAUGGACACAAAAAUAUUUCACCUAACAACAAAAAAUACCCUAUGUAAAACAAAAUCUUCUAAAAGUUAUAUAAUACCACAGUUCUCUCAGAAUAACACAAACAAUAAUAUACCAUUUUAGAAGUGUGGUCCAUAUGAUUUUUCUCAUUUAAUCUCGGACAUCAUUUAUUAUUUUCACCAGAACUGUAGGCUUGAUAUUUUGGGUAGAUUUCAUCUACUUUUUAAAACCAUGUCAUUUUGUAUCUAAGGUCACUCUUUGUCUAGAGAGGUGUACUUUUUCUAGCAUCCCUUAUUUCUGGCUUCUUGUCAGAUCUCUGUCGUUCAGUGGUACCUGUCACUUUGUUGUUGUAUCUCCCUGGAAACGAGGUUCAUGGAGAAGGUACUGGUGUGCUAUCCAGUCAUAGCAAUGUAGUGACCACAUGACUGAGGACAGGUUACAUAGAAAAAGGGAGAUGCUUGUUCAUCUGGAUUUAUGUAAAACAUUUCUAAAGCAACCAGUAGGGGUUGUUCUAGGUAUGAAAUAAUGAAAUAUUGAUAAGUGGCCAGUGGUAAUUUUGUUUCAAACUCAAGACUUCGUUUUGAGACCAUCCGUGGGUAACAUCACAGAGUUGUCUAUGUCUAAUGUGCUAUUUUAUACUCUAUACUAUUUGGAGGUCACGAUUCAAGUGAAAAUGCAAUCGCCUGCAUGGAACUGGUACUCUGGAAGGUAAAAGACGACCUGAAAGGAAAGAAGUAACCACUUAGCCCAAGAAUAUCUUAAACCUAUGCAUUGCUUCCGUGACUCCUUGGCCUCCACUGCUGGCAGUAGAGUUUGGUCUAUAAUGACAUGAGGUUUCUCCACACUUUCAAAGAGAAGAGGAGAAGGAAAAGCACUGUUGAGGUCUAUUUAUUACAUUUUAAAUGUUGAAUUUCCACAGUGAUUUCUAAAGUUGUGACUGGGGAAGAGGGGGGGAAGGAAUUAGGUUUUUUUGGAAUUUGACUCAUCUUCGUAGGCAGUGUACAGAUAACAGUGGAAGAUGGUUUGAAGUUGAAGUAAUGGGUCCAGGACUUUCACAAAGGUCGUUUCUCAGGUUACUUAAAUUCCUUUUACUCUCUAAAUCAUUUAUACUGCUUGGAGAUAGAAACAUCUUUACCUAACAAAAUUGUAAGCUUUCUUUAGAUCAUCUAUAUAGAAAUAGAAGUGGAGAUUUUCCUCACAAAAUAUAUGGAACUAAAUGUAAACUUUUCAGUGUACUAUUAACAUAAAAGUUCUGGUCAUUUGGCUAUUGUGUAAUGUGUUUUUAAUCUAACUGGUGUAUUCUUACUUGAUUUUGAUAUCAACAACUCACUGAUUUUUUUCUUUUUUAAGGCAGUGUCCUAUGGCUCUUCUAAACACGCUGAAAUCUAAUCUAUGUACCCAGUACUGGAAUCGUCUAAUUCCUUUAAGGGGUUGGUUCUUUCCUUCUUAACUGCUUUUUGAUAAUGUGGAAACUGGCCCGUGGAAAUGACAUGACUUUAUUCAACUUGACUAUUGACCUUUGAGUAAGUAUGAAUCUUUAUUAUUAAUGCUGUUAACAUGCUACAAAACUACAAAGGUUUCUCUGCCAAUGGUAGGGAUGAGACCCAGAGCUGUCAAUCGUAUGGUCUCUGUGCCAGGAGUAAAUUCAAGUUGAUGGUGAUGAUGUGCCCUCAGUAAGAACACCUCAGGUUUGCUGCUUUGGUACUUUGAACUUACAAGUAAAUCUUAAGUAUCACUGAAUUCCUUUUUCUUUUUUCUUUUUUUAAAAAAAAUUAUUUAUUUUUUGCUGCAUUGGGUCUUUGUUGCUGUGCGCGGGUUUUCUUUAGUUGCAGUAGGCAGGGACUACUCUUCGUUGCUUGCAGUGUGCAGGCUUCUCAUUGCGGUGGCUUCUCUUGUUGCGGAGCAUGGGCUCUCGGCGCGCAGGCUCAGUAGUUGUGGCGCACGGGCUUAGUUGCUCCACAGCCUGUGGGAUCUUCCCAGACCAGGGCUCGAACCUGUGUCCCCUGCAUUGGCAGGCGGAUUCUUAUCCACUGUGCCACCAGGGAAGUCCAGUUCCUUUUUCUUGAUACCAUAAGUACUUCCUUAGUCAUCUCUUAUACUUGAC